Ambispora leptoticha is the source of this 444-nucleotide messenger RNA. The record is from the annotation of a GenBank genome assembly. Lineage: Eukaryota; Fungi; Glomeromycota; Glomeromycetes; Archaeosporales; Ambisporaceae.
AUUCGAGAGGGUAUGACCGUAUUAAGCUGUCAGCCGAAUAUUGUAGGCGAGGAGAAGGCAUUUGCGUCUUGGGUGUUUUCGGCAUUGGGUAGAUCGAGAUUUUUAGAUGAGAAGCAUUUGGAUGCAGUCACCGGACUUUCAGGAAGUGGACCUGCUUUUGCUUGUGUUGUAUUGGAAGCUUUAGCCGAUGGAGGAGUAAUGAUGGGACUUCCUCGUGACGUUGCAUUAGAAUUAGCAGCACAAGCUUUACAAGGAGCUGCACGAAUGGUAUUACAAACAGAAAAACAUCCAGCCGAAAUCAAAGAUAGCGUGACUACACCAGCUGGAUGUACCAUCGCCGGGUUACUCACCAUGGAAGACGGAAAGAUUAGAUCUACAUUGGCAAGAACUGUUCAGGAAGCUACUAAAGUUGCAUCAACUUUGGGAAAUGUUCAAGCAAAAUAG